UAUUGACCUAUAGGGUUGUCACUUGCCUUUUGCAAGCAGCGAGGCGGUGAAGAGCGGCAGAACCAUGACUCGGUGUUGGCGGUAGAGCUCGAGGAUUAAUUGAAGCUCGUAACUUCCCGAGUUCCAUUAAACUGCCGGCUCAACGGUCAACCACAGGUGCACCGCGGCAAUGCCGCACCUCGAUCCCAGAGACUGCCGCAAUUCUCGCUCUUGAAGCCUGCUAUCAAUUCAGCGCAGCCAUGACCAUCACUAGCAUUACGCUGCCGUGCGCCGUGCUUCGCAAUCUCCCCGUUGUGCAGCCCACGGUUGGGGGGUAAAUCGCGGUCAUGUCAGCCGCGUCGCUCCUCUUUUCCAUCGUUUAUAACUUCCUCUACUACUUCCUUUACCUAAUCCUAUUUGCAUUCAUCGUUGUUACGCCUAUUGAUGUGAUCCUGCAAGCCGUGCGGAGCCGUCGAAACUACGACAUCCUCGUCAUCACCGUCUGCUACGUCGCGACGAUUCUGGUCGUGGCUUUCAUCUAUGCCACCCGUCUCUACAUUAGCCGCUCCGUGCUUGCAUCCAUACCAAAGCAAUGGAUUCCCAUCGAGAAAGGCGAUGUUCCGCGUGACGUGCGUCGGAUGAUCGUGGAGGGCCUCGGCAGGAGCGCCGCGAUUGCGUACGAGGCCAGGCCGCGGGUGCCACUUGUCCAUCUCGGCCAAGAGUCUCAGUCAGGCAGCGGAGGAAAUAGGCAGGAAACACGCAAUUCUGGGGCACGCCAGCCCUCCCCGUCAGAUUUCAAGAAGAGCACCGCGCCAGACGAGGGCGCGAGUGUCGGAAUCGUGCAGCACAAGGCAGUCUGGGGUGAGAUUGAGCAUCCUGGCUGGUCGUCGCCUACCUCCCCAGAUCUGCCUGACCUGCAAUACGACACCGUCGUCCAAGAACUGCCCAAUUUGAUCGAGGCAAAGGCUCUCACGCUCGCGCCUCCGGAUCCAGAGUCCCGGGCUGUGCCCCCCGAACUGGAUCCGGAUGCAAUCGCACUUCUUCAACGACCAGAGUCCAUGGGCCUCCGCGAGUAUCUGAUGCAUCUCACCGAUCUGGCGGUCCUGGCACCCCUCCCCACAACAGCCGAGUUUCUCGCUCGGUACGAGGCUGCGCGCUUCUCUGCGAGACCGUUGUCCAACGAGCAGUUCCGCAACCUGAUGCACCUCUUCGCGGAGAUCUUGCGGAACAUGCAUCCGCUCAGCCCUACCGCGCUGGCAAGUUACGUGGAUGGCGCCUCGUCGAGCCGCGAGUCUUCGUACAGCGACAUCGAUAACGAUGCGCCGCGCGGCACGAGCUCGUCGAGUUCGGCCACCUCCCAAGGCUUGCACCGAGAUGAUGGUCCAGACAUAGCACGCAGAGACAGCUCGAGCACGGCAAGCUCAAAACACUUGCGGCCUGGAUUAGGGUUGCGCAACUCGUCCGCUAAUACAUGGCAGUAUCGCACCGCGCCAACGACGCCCAAGAGUCGACAUACCGGUCUGUCGAGGGCAUCUAGCUCGGAGAGCUUUGCGCACACAAGACUCCCGUACCCGGCUAGCCAAGCUUCCAGCGCCAGCGUACGGUCGGUGGGAAGCGGAUCUGUUAUCCGGCUGGCCGGGAGCGGGGAUGCGACGGAUCUGCCCUAUGUCCUGACAUACUCGCCGAGCCAGUAAAUCAGUCAAGGCGUCGCUACCGCCGUCGCGUUGGGAGCCAACCGAACAAUUUCAGGGGCCAAGGGAGAAAGCUGUGGUAAAGGAUCAAGAUGGAAGGAUAACAUAUAUUGAUUAAUGCUAAUCCAUUGCAAUCCACGGCAGUCUGUGAUGUGAGCCUUCCAACGGACUGUGCACAUUAGGGUUGGUCCAGUCGGACAGUUUCAAUUCCCAGUUCCACGAUGAAUGGUAC
This is a messenger RNA of Chaetomium strumarium, 1902 nucleotides long. RefSeq lists its product as uncharacterized. The record is from RefSeq and is a predicted model, not a curated record. The coding region runs from base 327 to 1673 and encodes 448 amino acids. NCBI's taxonomy places the organism in Eukaryota, Fungi, Ascomycota, Sordariomycetes, Sordariales, Chaetomiaceae. The transcript has a single exon.